This is a messenger RNA of Paramecium octaurelia, 639 nucleotides long. Lineage: Eukaryota; Ciliophora; Oligohymenophorea; Peniculida; Parameciidae. The record is from the annotation of a GenBank genome assembly.
AUGGGCAAUUGCGAGACAAGCAACACAGUUAUUGGCGAUCCACAGUUUUAAUAAAUUGGAAGUUUGGCCCAAGCAAGAAACUUUAGCACAACAUACAAAAGCGAAUAUGUUGAAGUACAUGGCAAUCUAGCUGUUGUCGAAGAACAAGAGGAGGGAGGUCUUGUUCUUCUGGACGAAGUAGCCAAGGAAUAAGACAUCUUAAAAGUGAAGAUUUGUUGUGACACAAUUUAAACAGUUAAAUUUAUAAUUAUCUUGUAGAGCAUAGGAAUUGGAAUUGUUGACUUCGAUAUUAUCAAGGAAACUGACUUUUCCGGAAACUGUAACUAUGGAUUGAAUCAUGGAAUGUGGAUUGUCUAUUCGGACAAACGUAAUCUUGCCAAAAUUAUAAUUUAGUGGUUGCUGCCUCCAAUGAUGAAGCCCUCGAUAAGAAAUCUUUUGGCAUCGAAGUGUAAAAAGGGGAAAUUAUAGAAUGUCUUAGAAAUGGGAAUGUCUUCUCAAUCAGAAAAGCUGGAGAGAACAAUAAGUCCAUAAACUUUAAGUUGCCUCCCAACAAAAAUUACAGAUUCGCAGCCUAUUUAUUCAGUGGUUGGGACAGCAAAGAAGCCAAAGUGUCAGAAGCAAGAAUUGAAACAUUAUGAA